UAUGAUUAAAAUAGCUUUGGGGCAAAAGCAGGGCAAGGUGAUAUGUAAACCGCCACAAAUAAACAAACUUAAUACAAUUUCAAUUUCAUAGACACACGGUGAAACAGAUCAGCCAUGAGUUGGAUGAUCCCCAAGUCGACCUGUGCUGAAUCUUCUCGUCCGAUGUCCACCAAAGCAUGGCUUUUGCACGGCGUCGCCGUCGCCGCUGCUCUGGUCGGUGCUCACGCUUACUUCUAUUACCGCCGAUCUGCCACCGUGUUUCGGAGUCGAGUAGUGGGCAUAAUUCCAGCCCGGUUCGCUUCUUCUCGAUUUCAGGGCAAACCCCUCGUUGAGAUCCUCGGAAAACCCAUGAUCCAGAGAACUUGGGAAAGAGCAAAGUUGGCAACGACAUUGGAUCGCGUUGUUGUGGCAACGGAUGAUGAAAAGAUUGCAGAGUGUUGUCGUGGAUUUGGCGCCGAUGUGAUAAUGACUGCAGAAUCGUGUAGAAAUGGCGCAGAGAGGUGUAGUGAAGCACUGCAAAAGCUCGACAAGAAAUAUGACAUUGUUGUCAAUAUUCAAGGAGAUGAACCACUAAUUGACCCUGAAAUCAUCGAUGGAAUUGUCAAAGCCCUUCAGACUACCCCUGAUGCAGUUUUCAGCACAGCAGUCACAUCUUUGAAACCAGAAGAUGCUUUUGAUCCAAAUCGUGUGAAAUGUGUAGUUGAUAAUCGUGGUUAUGCAAUCUAUUUUUCUCGAGGACUCAUCCCCUUUAACAAAUCUGGGAAGAUAAAUACUGAAUUCCCUUAUAAUCUUCAUCUUGGCAUUCAGAGCUAUGAUUCGGAAUUUUUAAAGAUUUAUCCCAAUUUGUCUCCAACUCCAUUGCAACUUGAAGAAGAUUUGGAACAACUGAAAGUUCUUGAAAAUGGGUACAAGAUGAAGGUAAUAAAAGUGGAUCAUGAUGCUCAUGGUGUUGAUACUCCAGAAGAUGUGGCCAAAAUUGAAAAAUUUAUGCUCGAAAGGAACUUGUCUUAGUGUAAUCUUGUGAUUUUGUCACCAAAAGCUUGAAGAGUUUUAUCAAAUUAGUGUUUAUUUGUUGUAGAGUUGGAGUUAAAAUUUAGACAUUAUAUUUUGUACAAGUUAUUAACAAAAACAUUUACAUGAGUUUGUAAGUUUAGCAUGUGAUAAAGUGUAUCAAAUUGUGGGAAUACGAAAGUGAAACUUGU
Lactuca virosa is the source of this 1202-nucleotide messenger RNA. Lineage: Eukaryota; Viridiplantae; Streptophyta; Magnoliopsida; Asterales; Asteraceae. The record is from the annotation of a GenBank genome assembly.